This is a messenger RNA of Spirodela intermedia, 1524 nucleotides long. The record is from the annotation of a GenBank genome assembly. NCBI's taxonomy places the organism in Eukaryota, Viridiplantae, Streptophyta, Magnoliopsida, Alismatales, Araceae.
AUGGGUUUCAGUUCCUCUGCCACUGCGAAGAAGCACCAUGCCGUGUGCAUACCAUUCCCAACACAGGGCCACAUCACCCCCAUGAUGAUGUUGGCUAAGAUCCUCCACUCCCGGGGAUUCCACAUUACAUUCGUCAACACUGAGUACAACCACCGCCGCCUCCUCAAGUCCCGCGGCCCGUCCGCCCUCCACGGCCACCCCGACUUUCGAUUCGAGACUAUCCCCGACGGUCUCCCCACAUCCGGUAUCGACGGCACCCAGAACGUCCCUUCCCUCUGUGAAUCCAUCAUGAGCAACUGCCUGCUCCCCUUCCGGGAACUACUCGCCGGCUUGAAAUCCUCCGCCGAUGUUCCGCCGGUCACCUGCAUCGUCUCCGACGCCGUGAUGAGCUUCACCCUCGACGCUGCCGAGGAGAUUGGGGCCCCCGAGUUCUUGUUGUGGACGGCGAGCGCCUGCGGUUUCAUGGGUUACCUCCACUACAGAGAACUCAUUGAUAGGGGAAUCACUCCUCUAAAAGGUACCAGGCCAGAUCCCUCUGUCACUUUUAAUAUUGUCCUCAAUAAUUCACAUUUCUCUCUCGCAGAUCCAGCAGACCUUACAAACGGCUACCUCGACACGCCCAUUGACUGGAUACCGGGGAUGCCCAACGUCCGCCUCAGGGAUCUACCAAGCUUUAUCAGGACGACGAACCCGGAUGCGAUUUUGGUCAAGUACGUCAUCCGGGAGAUGGAGAGGGCUUCUAGGGCUUCUGGAAUCAUCCUCAACACAUUCGGAAGCUUGGAAAGCUCAGUUCUUAAAACCAUGGAGCGCAUCCUACCCCCUAUGUACUCCAUCGGACCACUCCCUCUGCUUUCUCAACAACUGACCAAGAGCCCGCUGGUAGCCGUGGCCUCCAAUCUUUGGAAGGAAGACACCAGCUGCCUCGAGUGGCUACAAGGGAGGAAGCCGGGGUCCGUCGUCUACGUCAACUUCGGCAGCACAGCAACGAUAACCAACCGGCAGCUAGUGGAGUUCGCGUGGGGCCUCGCCGCCAGCAACAAGGACUUCCUGUGGAUCAUCCGGCCCGACCUCGUCAAAGGAGACUCCGCGGUGCUCCCGGAGGACUUCCUCAGGGAGACGCAAGACAGGGGGCUGCUAUCGGGCUGGUGCCCGCAAGAGAAGGUGCUAGGACACCCCGCCUUAGGCGGUUUCUUGACCCACAGCGGCUGGAACUCCACCCUGGAGAGCAUCUCCAGCGGCGUGCCAAUGCUGUGCUGGCCAUUCUUCGCCGACCAGCCGACCAACUGCUGUUUCGUGUGCGGGGAGUGGGGCAUCGGCAUGGAGAUCGACGGCGACGUGAGGAGGGAGGAGAUACAGAGCCUCGUUGCGGAGCUGAUGGAUGGGGAGAAAGGUAAUGAGAUGAGGCGACGGGCCAGGGAGUGGAAGGAGCGCGCACUCGAUGCGACGAAACCCAGUGGUACCUCCUCCAUGAAUCUUGACGAGCUGGUGAGAAAGCUGUCAACGGCUGCCACUGGAUUUGCUUGA